This is a messenger RNA of Benincasa hispida (wax gourd), 549 nucleotides long. RefSeq lists its product as uncharacterized. The record is from RefSeq and is a predicted model, not a curated record. NCBI's taxonomy places the organism in Eukaryota, Viridiplantae, Streptophyta, Magnoliopsida, Cucurbitales, Cucurbitaceae.
AUGGAUAGACGGAAUUUCGUCAUCCUCCGUAACAUUCUUAGGACGAUCGGUCGUCUGGCAGCACCUACUCAAUGCGUUGAAGUCCAAGAGAUGGUGGCAAAUUUUCUCCACAUUUUGGCGCACGACGUUAAGAAUCGAGUAGUCGGACGACAGUAUGCACGGUCUGGUGAAACUGUUUUGAGGCAUUUUAGGUCCAUUCUGACCGUAAUACUACAACUUCAUGAGUUACUACUGAAAAAAUCGGAACCUAUCACGAGCGACUACACUGACAGUAGAACUGUCUUGGGUGCAUUGGAUGACACAUACAUAAAGGUCAAUGUAAGUGCAGUUGAUCGUCCCCACUAUCGUACUCGAAAAGGUGAGAUAGCCUUGAAUGUGCUUGUCAUCUAUUCACCAACUGGUGAGUUCAUAUUUGUCCUGUCGGGUGGGAAGGGUCUGCAGCCGAUUCUAGAGUGCUUAGGUUAUUAUUACCCAUGUGAUGCUAAAUAUCCCAAUGUCGAAGGAUUCUUGACACCAUAUAGGGGAGAGCAGUACCCUCUUUCAGAAUAG